Messenger RNA from Drechmeria coniospora, 201 nucleotides. RefSeq lists its product as uncharacterized. Bases 1 to 201 code for a protein of 66 amino acids. The transcript is spliced from 2 exons. NCBI's taxonomy places the organism in Eukaryota, Fungi, Ascomycota, Sordariomycetes, Hypocreales, Ophiocordycipitaceae. The record is from RefSeq and is a predicted model, not a curated record.
AUGCCCAUUCUACUUCACCCAGGCGGUCAGGCCUUCAAGCUCGCCGCCAUCGAGGGAAGCCUCAUCUCGAACCACCGGCCGUUGACCGAGAUUCAGGGCACGCUCGACGCGGACGGCAAUUCGACGGCGGAGCUGUUCGGAGGCUUGAAGCUCCUCCGCCGUCUCGUCGCCGUACUCGACGAUGAGCUCGUCCCCAAAUGA